Molecule: messenger RNA, 3062 nt
Organism: Metschnikowia bicuspidata var. bicuspidata NRRL YB-4993
Lineage: Eukaryota; Fungi; Ascomycota; Pichiomycetes; Serinales; Metschnikowiaceae
Exons: 1
Coding region: 171-2786 (871 amino acids)
Source: RefSeq, a predicted model, not a curated record
CCAAAUUCGAAAAGAAGUACUAGAGUAGAACAAGUUCAAUUUGAGAUACAUUCAUCGUGGAGGGUUUAAUACCACGAUUGUUGAAGGACAGUCACGAAAUAUAAGUCCCAGGACUUUACCUUAAUUCCACUUGACAAAAUUUUAAAAAGAUUGAAGCUGGAAAUUUGAACAUGUUUGACCCCAUUCUAGACCCUCUCGGUCCCCAUGCAAGAGCACCAGAUCUAUUCUAUUCCAACGAUGAGGAUCCCGACACAGUGUUUUCUGGUAUUAUUAAAAACGUGACUGGGGUUCUAUGCCAUAUAGGGCUGCUGCUAUGGGGACUAAUUUUAUGGUUUGUUAGAUGGAUACAAAACAUGUUCUCAACUACAAAUAACCCUGAUGUUGAGCAGCCUUGUUUUUUGGAGAAGACCCAGGGCUUUCAAAGACCAGGUUUUACUUUUGUGCCCUUUUAUACGGAUUUUCAAGAGGAUCUCACUGACAAUGAAAGGCUUGAUAAACUCCUGGAAUUUCAUGCCCCUUCUCGAUUUAGUUUGGGCCAAUCUCCAGUUUCACCCUCUAUUCUCUCUCUCAUCCUCAAAGGUACUCUGGAAUACCCUAGUUCAGCAACAAUUAUUGACUGUGAUACAUUAAGUCAAAGUGACAUUGCGUCAAGCUCUUCGAACUAUGCAGCUUCUCCUGCUCUUGAUGAGGUCAGACCUAGCGUUCCAAAGACAGCGAAAUAUCUCGACUCUAGAACCUACACUAUAGGAGACUAUUGGCCAAGAAUUCUGGAAAUCUCCGAGAAAUCUUCAAUGGCAAACAGAUAUCUUGCCCCGAGUAAGUGCAAAGAGAAUGUACAACCUCGGAAAAGUAUUGAGCUUGUUUGUGUGUUUCGAAAUUACAAUGGUAUUUUCAUAUAUGUUUGUUUUUCUCAAAACAAUGAAGGCAAAAAAGGAGAGAUUCAGCUUUACUAUUCGAAAGAUGGUCAGGAACUUUUUAAAUUCAAUAUUACAAAUGGAAGUUUUAGAGACAUGUCUGGGCUUGAGACAGUCUCAAGCACUCAGCUUUCGUUUAAAACCCUUCCACAAGCCUUUUCAGAUAAACACCAUAAAAUCUUGUCAGCUAAAGGCUUUCAUUUUUGGAAAAAUGCAUAUUGGACGCAUCCCAAACACUCAAAAUCAGGACUCUCCAAUCUUCUUGCAGCUUGGCAAUUCAAAAGUUUUGAUUCUUCCGACACCACUCCGAAAGCCAAGACUAUAAGCAAAUCAACGCCAAAAAUUGAGCUAGCAACUAUAUUUUGUGGACUUGUGAUUCCCGAAAGCCCGCCUCUUAUUUCAAAAAUCUCUGACACCGAUACAUCAGAUCUUCACUAUGAAAAUAGUGAAACUCAUAGAAGAGCCACUCUUCAAACAGAGAUGACUGAAACUAACGAGAUGGAAGAUUCCGAGAUAUUUUUGAGCUCAGGGGAGACCUUGGCAACACCAGAAUUUUUUGAUGAGGAGCUAAUGCAGCUCAGUGAUGAAGAACUGGCCGGUUAUCCAAGCGACUUCAAUAGCUUGUGGAGUAUACUCGGUUUAGGUCGUGAUUAUGAAAAUGAGUGGAUAGUCGAUGAAAACUAUGAUGGAAGGGACAUUGCGGUACUCUGUGACUUGAAUGAGUCGCUUCCGGAUUUGAGACGAUUGACAUUUAUCACCAUUGUGAGGGCAAAUUUGAUGAACAAUUCGAGUGAGAUUCUGGAUGAACGUCCGAAAACUAUAUCUUUUGAUAGUGAUGAAAGCAAUUAUCCCAAUGCUGUGGAGCCCAAGUCAGUGGUGUAUUUUAACAUUGAUGAUGUGCCACAGAUGAUAUCAAGAUGCAGUGGUGACAGCAGCGUUGCUACAAAAAGCAUUUUGAAGAAGCCUAAAAUCCUGAAUGAGCGUAUAUCUAUUGAGCCUAGGGUCUUCAAACAGCCUCUUGGUGAUCAAGACUUGAGGAAUUUGGAAGUUCAGUUAUGGGAAAGGCUUCGGGAGUGCGCCCAGCUGACACACAGUCUUGAGGCAAAGCACAAUUUGUGGGAUCUCCGAGAAGUUCUUGGACAUUUCUACGAUUCCUUUGAAUUUGCCCGCAUGCGAUUUGCAGAGGUUGCCACAUCUCAAAUUUUUGGAUAUAUGUACCGUUUAGGAGAGUUGCGAAAGGUGGGUGAAUUGGCCGCAAAUCUCAUGCGUGGUGCUGGAAACCAAUACUCAAAUCUUCUUGUGAUCAUCCGUCUCGCCAAGAUUACGGAAAAUGCGGUGGUCACAGUUGAAAAUAGCAUUGGAGGCAUUCUUGAAGUUCUCUCAGAAGUUGGUCGUCUUUUGGGUGAGCUUCAAAAAGCGAUCAGCGAUAUGAAAGAUGACUUCAACGAUUUUGUUCCUGCCAUGAGCAGAAUGGGUAGCGUUGCAUUGAGCAUAGGCUUUGACUUAUCGCAGCUCUACGACAGCUUCUGCGACACUAAUGUGGAAGACUACAUCGAGCGACUGGUGAUAGACAAACUUACAGGGUACCUCAAAUUUAUGGACGAGAUGACCUUUUUAAGAAAAAACAAGGACAUUGAUUUUGAAGACAGUUAUGACGAUGCUUUAGGUAAACUACAGACCUCGCACGAUAUCAUUGACACUGCCAAAGAAGCGAUUGGCAGAAAUGCGAGAGACAUUCUUAGAGGUCUCCGUCUAGUGAGGCUUGAUCUAGUACUUGAAAACGAUGGGCUAAUGCCUCCGAAAACAACUCCAGAUAUUCAUCUCCAACGGGUGACUGGCAGCGAAUUGCAGAUCAGAACAAAGAGACCGUGAGAACUGAAUAAUACCACUUGUGGUGUUUUUGGCUUCCUUUCGCACCGCUUGUGCGUCUAGACAAUCAUGUAUAGCUGCUAUGAAAUCAAACUAGUGAUCAAGACUUCUGUGUGAGCCAGCCCAGUCAAUUCAGACAUUUCUUUUCUAUAAAAUCUAUCUUCUAUACGCUCUAUGGGCAUUAGGCCCUUUUAUAGGCGCGGAAAGGUGAGGAAAUAUUUGGAAGUACUCCUCACCAGGACAUGCAAGUGCAAACUGUAGAGCUGGCUGAUUUGCGUC